Molecule: messenger RNA, 3901 nt
Organism: Seriola dumerili (greater amberjack)
Lineage: Eukaryota; Metazoa; Chordata; Actinopteri; Carangiformes; Carangidae
Gene: dact1
Product: dishevelled binding antagonist of beta catenin 1
Exons: 4
Coding region: 442-3141 (899 amino acids)
Biological process (GO): negative regulation of canonical Wnt signaling pathway; regulation of Wnt signaling pathway, planar cell polarity pathway; negative regulation of JNK cascade
Cellular component (GO): cytoplasm
Source: RefSeq, a predicted model, not a curated record
CCCCGACCCUCCACCUCACUCUGUCGGAUCUACCCACCGCUACGGCCACGGGGCAUGCUGGGAUUUACCUGGAUACCAACCUGAGUGGACCCGGGACCCAUUUACCGGAUUAAUUUCACCUGUUUGUCCGCAGGAGGACCGUUAGACCACCGGUUGAUACUGGGAGCUGCAGAGACCAGUUUGAGGAUCAGAGUCUGGAUUCACUUUGUGCCCGAGUCUGUUUAACUCGGUUUUAUUUACUCGGUUUAACUGAACCAAGACAGUUGAACCAGGUGAUUAACCCAGGUGAGUGACUCCAGGUGAUUCCUCUCAGUUGAUCCGGUGUCUACUGAGGCGUCCCGCUGCGCUCCGCCCCGCACAAUGCUGUUCAAGUCCGGCAGAUCCUCCGGACCCUGAUGCUGCAGAGACCCUGAGGUCACACCGCAGAGUCUGACGGAGGACAUGCUGCUGUCCGCGCCCUCCAGGCGGGACACGGACGGCCGCUGCAGCCGGGACAGAGCGGCUGCGGACGCGGAUGCGGCGGAGCGGCAGCGCUCGGUGCGGGAGCGGCUGGAGGCCACCGUGUCCGGGCUCGGGGAGCUGGAGUACCUGCGGCAGCGGCAGGAGGUGCUGGUCCGGGCCGCGCUGGAGCUCCGGGAGUCGGCGGCGGAGGAGGAGGAGGCGGAGCGGCGGAGGGAGGCUCAGCUGAGCUCCGAGGAGAAGCUGCUGGAGGAGAACAUCCUGCUGCUCAGGAAACAGCUGAACUGUCUGAGGAGGAGGGACGCUGGUCUCAUCACUCAGCUCCAGGAGCUGGACCGACAGAUCAGCGACCUGCGACUGGACACCGAGGCGUCACAUGACCAGCUGGAGACCGACAGCCGACCAAGCUCAGGUUUCUAUGAGUUGAGUGACGGGGCGUCCGGCUCUCUCUCUAACUCGUCCAACUCGGUCUUCAGCGAGUGUUUCUGCUCGAUGGCGGACGCUGACGGACGCCUCCCGUCCACAGAUGAGCUGCCCAGCUGUUUGGAGUGUGACGGUCUGGUCGGAGGACUCUGUGACGACUUUUCUUCUGGUACAGUUCGUCGCUCAGUCUCCGCUCCUCACCCGCCCACCCUGGAUCCUGUCCCCUUAGUGGCCUCCUGUGACUCCCAGUCUAAGUACCACUGCGACCUGGUGGCCCGAAAUGGCAGCGACGUGUUCCGGUACCCGAGCCCGCUGCACGCUGUGGCCGUCCAGAGCCCCGUCUUCCUCCAGAUGUUGAGUCAUGGCGGUCACGGCAGAGACGAAGGGCUUCUGAAAGCCAUCGAGGCCGGUGUUGAGGGUCUCCGACCAGAAUCUGCUUCUGUUCCAGCUCCUCUUGUACCUCAGAGCUCCUCCUGGCCGGCCCCCUCUUCCUCUUCCUCCCAGACCCCGUGUCAUAAGCGUCUGGACAGCUACAUCUACAGUCUGCUGCAGCGGAGAGCCCUGCCCAUCAGGACCAGCAGACCCCGGACCAGCAUCAGCACUGACCCAUCAAAGAGCAUCCUGCGGCAGGCGAGUCUCUGUGUGAGGCAGGUCUCUGGUCUCAGCUCUGGUUCUGGUUUAGGGACUCUGAGGUUGACUGAACUCAAACCCUCCUGGGCAGCAGGAGGAGGAUCCGCAGACGGUGCUGCCACCUUCUCCCCUCAGAGGCAGUGGUCUGUGGAAAGUAAAGGUGAAGAGCAAGAGAUCCAAAAUGGUUUCCACGGUGGCGGCGAUGACACGAUGAUCAACAACAGUGACUUGGCACCGAACCAGAACAGCUUUCCUCUUACUAACGGCAUCCAGAACGACGGUUUCUUCACCAACAAGGACACCAACACAAGCACCAACAGUCUGAUGAAAAAGAAGAACAAAGGGCUUCUUCUUCCCUCAGCAGCGUCCACUGCGACUCUGCCUAAAGACGCCAGGGAGCUGGGCAGUCCCAAAGCUAACUCCACCCCCAAAGAGUCCAAGCAGCCAUGUUACCCCCCUGACCAGGACCUGCUCCUUGGAUCUACUCCUAAGAACAGCCACAAGCAUCUCCCAACAGACCAGACAGACGAAGGCGAUAGGUCAGUGCCAGAGCUGGCCAGUGCGGGGUCGUCCUCCCCGAGUCAGGACGAAGCAGGAGGAGACGAAGGAGAAGGAGGAGGGAGUCACAUGGUUAAUGCCAAGUACAUCCCUGCCCAGCGGCAGAACAUCAAACUCCGCAAGGGUGGCAGCAAGAGUAUCAAGACUGUCAAGGUGAAGACAAGUCGGGCCUCUGAACGCAGUGAGCCCGCAGAGAGGAGAGGGGAUAAAUCCCACCACAGGUCCAGUUCUAAAAAGUCCCGGCUGCUGGAAGACGGAGGCUCCGCCCACAUGAAAGUCUCCAAGAGAUCACCUGUCGGGGCUCCUGGGGUGUCCUCCUCCAGAGUCAACAAACGCCUCCCUGUGUCCAUCCCCGAGGGUCGAGUCCUGGACAAGCACGCCACAUCGACGCUAAGCAGCGUGCGGUCAGGUGUAUCCAAGCACCAUCACCAUGGAAACCACCACCACUACAGUGGUACCCACCACCAUCACAGUCACCAUCAUCAUCAUCACCACGGGCGUGACCAGGUUGUGGUCAUCGCCAAACCAAAACACAAACGAAAUGAUUACCGGCGGUUGCGUGCGAUCAUGGAGGUCCCAUACGACGAGGCGUUCAGGCGCGCUCAGAGGCGGCAGAGAAAAGAGCUUCUCAGCCAUUCUCCAGCCGGCGUGUACCUCCCCUCUGGUGAGCAGCUGAGCAGCCCGUACUCUUACGUCGGAGGAAGUGACUCAGAGUAUUCGGCCGAGUGUGCGUCGCUCUUUCACUCCACCAUCGUGGACACCAGUGAGGACGAGAGGUCCAACUACACCACCAACUGCUUCGGAGACAGUGAGUCCAGUGAGGAGGAGUAUGUGGAGGAGAGCACCACCACCAGUGAUACUGAGGAGAGUGGAGGAGGUGGGGCUGGGGGUAGGACAGGUGGAAUGGGCAGGGGGUGGAGCCAGUUAGGGGCACCAGGGGCCAGGGCGGUGGGGCAGGAAAUGACUCCGGCUCAGGCGAAGGCCUUCGUCAAGAUUAAGGCCUCUCACAACCUGAAGAAGAAAAUCCUGAGGUUCAGGUCGGGCUCGCUCAAACUCAUGACCACCGUGUGAGACGGCUGGAGGCGGGAAAUCACCCCGCCGCCACCCUGACCCUGCUCGACCGAUCUGAACCAGAGCCAGAUCAGCUGGGGUGCCUUACCCAUGCACUUGUAGUGUAUCUGAACCAAAUCUCAUGUAGAAACAGUCCUGAGGGAGGACAGGUGCUGGGACACUUAUGAAGUGGACAAACACUUUUCUACAGUGACAUUUGAACCAACCCCAAGCCUCUUUCGCCUGAGAGACAAAUCCAAACCAGUCAUCCAUCUUUGUAAAAGUAUGUGUGACAUUUGUCCAGGCUGAUCCCCGACAACAACAAAAAGUCCAUGGAUUUUUUUUCUAAAUUUACUAUCUUCUUCAUAUCCUUUGUUAACCGUCUGUGUUCACCAGUGGAGUCCAUCUGACUGGCUCAGUGUUGAGGUAAUCGUGACUUCAGGAGUAGAAGUUUUCUGACGUCUAAAUGCUAAAGAGGGAACGAGGAGGGAUCUUGUCGUCAAUAAUCUUGUAACGGUGCUCCUAAGCCACUUGGUUGGCAAACAUAUCAUCCCAUCAGCUCCCUGAGUCUAAAUUUACCUUCACAUGGAUCAUGUGGGGUUUUACUUUCUAAUAAAGGAGCUUUUUCAAAGUUCUGCUAUUGCUACAUAGCUAACGUUAGCAUUAACAGGUGUGUAUUUAGUCUACCAGUCUUGCCCUGAGCUUCAGCAAUCAUUGUGUUUACAGUACAAGAGGUUAUAAUACGUCCUCUGAGCAGCUACUUCUUCAAGGCAGACUUGAC